This is a messenger RNA of Cucurbita moschata (crookneck pumpkin), 930 nucleotides long. Its product is annotated as apidaecins type 73-like. The transcript has a single exon. Bases 1 to 930 code for a protein of 309 amino acids. NCBI's taxonomy places the organism in Eukaryota, Viridiplantae, Streptophyta, Magnoliopsida, Cucurbitales, Cucurbitaceae. The record is from RefSeq and is a predicted model, not a curated record.
AUGUGGGACAUCACAGUCCAUCCCGCUUCAGGACCCAGUGGCCUCUCUCCGCACUUUAACAGGACCUUAUUUCCUCCUCAACCAAUGUGGGACAUCACAGUCCAUCCCGCUUCAGGACCCAGUGGCCUCUCUCCGCACUUUAACAGGACCUUAUUUCCUCCUCAACCAAUGUGGGACAUCACAGUCCAUCCCGCUUCAGGACCCAGUGGCCUCUCUCCGCACUUUAACAGGACCUUAUUUCCUCCUCAACCAAUGUGGGACAUCACAGUCCAUCCCGCUUCAGGACCCAGUGGCCUCUCUCCGCACUUUAACAGGACCUUAUUUCCUCCUCAACCAAUGUGGGACAUCACAGUCCAUCCCGCUUCAGGACCCAGUGGCCUCUCUCCGCACUUUAACAGGACCUUAUUUCCUCCUCAACCAAUGUGGGACAUCACAGUCCAUCCCGCUUCAGGACCCAGUGGCCUCUCUCCGCACUUUAACAGGACCUUAUUUCCUCCUCAACCAAUGUGGGACAUCACAGUCCAUCCCGCUUCAGGACCCAGUGGCCUCUCUCCGCACUUUAACAGGACCUUAUUUCCUCCUCAACCAAUGUGGGACAUCACAGUCCAUCCCGCUUCAGGACCCAGUGGCCUCUCUCCGCACUUUAACAGGACCUUAUUUCCUCCUCAACCAAUGUGGGACAUCACAAUCCAUCCCGCUUCAGGACCCAGUGGCCUCUCUCCGCACUUUAACAGGACCUUAUUUCCUCCUCAACCAAUGUGGGACAUCACAGUCCAUCCCGCUUCAGGACCCAGUGGCCUCUCUCCGCACUUUAACAGGACCUUAUUUCCUCCUCAACCAAUGUGGGACAUCACAGUCCAUCCCGCUUCAGGACCCAGUGGCCUCUCUCCGCACUUUAACAGGACCUUAUUUCCUCCUCAACCAAUGUGA